AUGUUUGAAGAUUAUCAAGGUACACCAGAUUCAAAUAAUUUGCCAGUAUUUAAUCCUCUAGGUGCACACAGUUUUUUUUUGGGUAAUGGUUAUGUCAUGAAUCAAUUUAGUACAGCACAAAUAUCUCUUAUUGCUAAAGCAAAUAAUAUACCUGUUGUAAAACAUAAAUUUUUUGAAUCAGUUCAAAUUGAUAGUUUCGUUUCUAAUAAACUUGAUGAUCAAAGUGAAUUAACUACUAAUCAUUCAGUUCUUCGUUCAGCUAUGCUAUUCUCAUCAUCGACAAGUCAAACUUCAAAUUCAUCAAAAUCAAAUUUAAAUAGUCUUGAUAUGACAUGUGACGUCAUACCACCAAUAUUUAUAAGUACUGUUAUUACAGAAUUGGAUAUUUUAUCAUGA
Molecule: messenger RNA, 396 nt
Organism: Rotaria sp. Silwood1
Lineage: Eukaryota; Metazoa; Rotifera; Eurotatoria; Philodinida; Philodinidae
Source: the annotation of a GenBank genome assembly